AUGGCUGUGGUUCUGCUGCCCCAGACCGUUACAGGCCUGGGCCAGCCAUUCCUCCAGCUACUUCCCUUCAUCACCGCAGGCGUGAAGCCAAUGAAACUCAUUUCUAAUUCCUUGCUGACGUUCACUUUGCUUCUCAAAGGCGGUCACACAGGCAGUGGCUGUGUGAAGCCGGGCUCAGGCAACAUAUACUACAAAUUUAGUGGCUUCACACAGAAGUUGGCUGGAGCUUGGGCCUCAGAAGCCUAUAGUCUGCAGGGGUUAAAGCUGGUGGUUUCCACAGAAGCACUGGCUAUCAUAUUUGUCACACCAACUAAACUGACCUCCAGUGUGACAGCAAAUGACUAUGCUUGGAAGAACAAAGUUCUAGAGCUGCAGAAAUUUUUCCAGAAGGCUGACUGUGUGUCCACCCACCUGAAACAAAGCCUUCCUGACCAAAUACUUUACCGGACCACCAUGACACUGACUGUGGGAGGGACCAUCUACUGCCUGGUUGCCCUCUACAUGGCUUCCCAGCCCACAAAUAAAUGA
Molecule: messenger RNA, 528 nt
Organism: Cricetulus griseus (Chinese hamster)
Lineage: Eukaryota; Metazoa; Chordata; Mammalia; Rodentia; Cricetidae
Source: RefSeq, a predicted model, not a curated record